AUGACUCAACUUCCUCCACCAGCACUAAACUCGCACACCACAACCACCGCAACCGCAUUCACCACCACAGGAGAAGAAUCGACGGCUACGGCCAGUGACUGUAGCAGCGAUCGGCUUGCCAACUGGAUAUCAGAUAUAGCUACUACAAUGGCCACCCCGCAAGACCAGGCAAGCGCUCCAGCUCCGCCCGCGGCCGCGACGCAACCAAGUGCGCAAUCUACUCCACCGAUUGACACCGCACCAGCGAAAGCCCCCAAGCCAGACAGCACUCAAAAACAGGCAAAGGAGAAACCAGCUGCUUCAGGUGGUGCCGAAAAGCUCUCCGGCGCUGAACUAAAGAAGAGAGCAAAAGCCGAGAAGGCUGCGAGGCGCGCGAAGGAGAAACAGGAUCGUCGUCCCGCAAGCGAAGACCAGGAAGCCGACGCUGCUACUUAUGCCGCUUCAACUGGUUCAGCCGUUUCUUCAGCUACCUCUACGCCGCAAGGGCCGUCCACGCCAAAGAAAGCUGCUUCUGUUAAAUCGGAUGCGUCAAAGUCAUCGAAUAAGUCGUCAGCACAGAGGCAUGGACCAGCACAUACGCUACCUACCCCGCCUGCGCCAGUAGAGUCGACAUCAUCGAAGAAGAAGAGGAGAGAAGUCGUUGAUGAAAAGGUCGUUGCUGUCUUUGGACAUUUGCCAUGGUAUACGAGGAGGACUGGAAUCGCAGGCGCAAACAAGGAUGUUCAUCCAGCGGUGCUUACGCUUGGAAUGCAGAUUAAGGACUACGUUGUUUGCGGAAGCAGUGCUCGAUGCGUUGCUACGCUCUUAGCGUUCAAGCGGGUUGUUCAAUCAUAUAUUACACCUCCAGGAACAUCCUUGGCCAGACAUCUAACAACCCAUUUGGGCCACCAAAUCGCCUUUUUGGCAAGCUGUCGGCCUCUUGCAAUCAGUCAAGGAAACGCGAUCCGUGCCUUAAAGCUGAUCGUAUCAUCCAUCGACCCUUCUGUUCCUGAACCAGAUGCUAAACAAGAAAUCUACGAUUUUAUCGACAAUUUCAUUCGUGAAAAGAUCACGGUUGCGGGACAAGUCAUUGCCAACAGCGCUGCCCAGAAGAUUGACGAUGGAGAUGUUAUACUCUGUUUUUCUGGUAGUAGUGUGAUCCAGAGGACCUUACUCACUGCGCAUAAGCAAGGGAAGAAAUUCCGUGUCUCAAUCAUUGAUACCCGACCUUUGUUCGAAGGGAGGAACCUUGCCCAAACCCUGGCCAAGGCCGGGUUAAGGGUUCAGUAUUCCCUUAUUAAUGGAAUAAGUCAGGCCGUCAAAGACGCGACGAAAGUUUUCCUAGGUGCGCAUGCCAUGACUAGCAAUGGCGGCUUAUUCUCAAGGGUCGGCACUGCUUUAGUAGCUAUGUCAGCCAAGGAAAAAUCAGGAGGAAUGAACAUCCCUGUCAUAGUCUGCUGUGAAACUAUCAAAUUCACCGACCGUGUCGCACUCGACAGCAUAGUUGUCAACGAGAUAGCUGAGGCCGAUGAAUUGGUUGCUGCUGAGCCAUGUACACAACUUACUGAUCUCCCUCCACCAGUCACGAAUAUCAAGCCCGAAACAUCCAAGGGCUCCUCAUCUUCUGCCAUCGAAAUACCAGCUCAUUUGAAAAAUCCAAAGCUACCCCUCGAAAAUUGGCGCGAGAUGCCUAACCUACAGCUCCUGAAUAUUAUGCACGAUCUCACCCCUGCGGAAUAUGUUGAUAUGGUCGUGACGGAAAUGGGAAGCUUACCGCCCAGCGCUGUCCCGGUUGUCCACCGAAUGAGCACAGAAACCCAGAACUAG
Nannizzia gypsea CBS 118893 is the source of this 1806-nucleotide messenger RNA. RefSeq names its product translation initiation factor eIF-2B subunit delta. The transcript is spliced from 2 exons. The coding region runs from base 1 to 1806 and encodes 601 amino acids. Lineage: Eukaryota; Fungi; Ascomycota; Eurotiomycetes; Onygenales; Arthrodermataceae. The record is from RefSeq and is a predicted model, not a curated record.